AUGGCGACACUAGGCGGCUAUCUCGAGAGUAAGCAAUCCCCCAAGCUAGUUCCAGAGAUGGCAGAGACACUGACCCCCCAUCGUUCACCUCCAGAAAAGGUCCUCGUCGUAACGGCCGACUCUCGAAUCCUCGUUGGAACGCUCUCUGCGGCCGACCAAUCCACAAACCUUGUCCUGAGCAAUGCGACGGAACGCAUUAUCCGCGAGCCCGACGAUGACGAGCCGUCAACCGAGAUCCCACUGGGACUUUACCUUGUCCGAGGAGACAACGUCUGCUCUGUGGGACUGGUGGAUGAGAAGUUGGAUGAGAGCAUCAACUGGACACAGGUGAAGGGUUCAGUGAUCGGAGGCAUCAAGCACGUAUAG
Clonostachys byssicola is the source of this 366-nucleotide messenger RNA. NCBI's taxonomy places the organism in Eukaryota, Fungi, Ascomycota, Sordariomycetes, Hypocreales, Bionectriaceae. The record is from the annotation of a GenBank genome assembly.